ACUUAGCUGCACGUGUAAGAGUUGUUUCUACUACUCAUCUUUCUUCGUGAUGGAGUUUUCUGAGGAGAAUGUAAGAAUCCCAUUCGAGCAAAAACCGCUGGACGGCGUGUUUACUCUUCCCGCUGACGUCACCGCGUUGCGUGCAGCCGUGGUGUUGACGCACGGCGCGGGGGGUGACAUGCACAUCUCUCAUCUGGAGACCGUGGCGCGUGCUCUCGCCUGUUCAGGUGUUGUGUGCCUGCGCUUCACCUGCAAAGGACUGAAUCUGGCAUACAGAAUCAGAGCAUACAGAGCUGCUGUAGAUUACUUAAAAGCUCAUGAGAGCUAUACACCAAAUAGUAUUUUUCUCGGAGGCCGUUCUAUGGGUGCUCGUGCAGCCGUUGCAGUGGGUAGAGUCAUGUGUGCUGAGCAAGAGGAUGCAGUGCAGGGUCUUUUGUGUUUAUCAUUCCCACUGCAUCCACCAGGAAAAACGCACACACACAUUCAGAGAAGCCAAGACCUCCUUGCAUUGUCCCACACUCCUGUGCUGUUUGUUUCUGGCACAGCAGACACCAUGUGUGAACAGAAACUUCUGGAAAAUGUUAUAAAGUUAAUGCAGUGCCCCAUUGGUGUUCACUGGGUCAAGGGUGCGAGCCAUGGACUUGCAGUACGUGGAAGAACUGAAGAAUCAGUCUCCGAGGAAGUGAAUUCACAGAUCAUUUCAUGGAUACUAGAACAUAAAUUACAUUAAUAUACAUUUUUAUUAUUUUUAUGAAUAUCUUGCAUAUCUCUCCUUUAUAUGUAGAAUCUUUUUUUACUUUUAAAAUUAAAUAAAUCCUCAUUAAUUAAUCAAAUGA
Messenger RNA from Triplophysa dalaica, 836 nucleotides. RefSeq names its product testis expressed 30 (gene tex30). Lineage: Eukaryota; Metazoa; Chordata; Actinopteri; Cypriniformes; Nemacheilidae. The coding region runs from base 50 to 730 and encodes 226 amino acids. The transcript is spliced from 5 exons. The record is from RefSeq and is a predicted model, not a curated record.